Messenger RNA from Agelaius phoeniceus (red-winged blackbird), 873 nucleotides. The record is from RefSeq and is a predicted model, not a curated record. Lineage: Eukaryota; Metazoa; Chordata; Aves; Passeriformes; Icteridae.
AUGGGCGGGGAGAUCCUCCCGUCCUUGCUGCUCCCGGGUAGCGGCACAGCCCAAACCUCCCUCAACUCUCCUUCUUCGCCCUCUGCCAUUCAGCGACAGCCAGGACAGCCCCAGCCUGUGACCCGCGUCCAUCGCUGCCGUGGGCCGUGGCUGCGGUGGGGACACCUCCCGGCUGGAGAUCGCGGCUCACCGGGGACCGAUUUGUGCCGGGACAGCGGCCCCGCACCGGCCCGGGCCGCGCGCGAGCAGCGAGCGCCCUUCAGCGCCGGGCGCGCGGCGGGGGGCGGGGCGGGGCCGCCGGCGCGGCGCGGUGCUGCCCCCUGGCGGCGGGAGCGGGCCCGGCACCGCAGCCCCGGCCCGGCGCGGCCGCUCCGCCUUCCCUUGUCCCGGUGUAACCUCAGACCCCGCCCGCCUCACCUUCCCUUGUCCCGGUAUAACCCCGGACCCCGGCCGCUCCGCCUUCCCUUGUCCCGGUGUAACCCCGGACCCCGGCCGCCUCACCUUCCCUUGUCCCGGUGUAACCCCGGACCCCGGCCGCUCCACCUUCCCUUGUCCCGGUGUAACCUCAGACCCCGCCCGCCUCACCUUCCCUUGUCCCGGUGUAACCCCGGACCCCGCCCGCCUCACCUUCCCUUGUCCCCGUGUAACCCCGGACCCCGGCCGCUCCAACUUCCCCUGUCCCGGUGUAACCCCGGACCCCGCCCCCCUCACCUUCCCUUGUCCCCGUGUAACCCCGGACCCCACCCGCUCCACCUUCCAUUGUCCCGGUGUAACCCCGGACCCCGCCCGCCUCACCUUCCCUUGUCCCGGUGUAACCCCGGGCCCCUCCCUGCCCCAUCCCGGGUGGAGGAGAAUCGGGAAGGGAAAAGGUAA